AUGCAUAUUUGGGAUUGGAGUCCUUGGACAAAUGGUCAACAUAUGCGACUUGGUCCACAUAUGAUGGAACUAGAAUCUGCCAAUUUUUGUAAGGAUAUAUACAUGAUUAUAGGAAGAAUUAUGAUUCACAUUCAGAAAAAAGCUCGUAACAUUUGUAGAGAUUUGAGGGGGUUUUUUGGUCUGCCAGGUCUGCGGCGUUUUGAUUUAGUUUUUCAAGAUAGUUUCCUAACACUUGAUGGUGCUAUUAAUUGGCGUUCCAAGAGAUGGCUCAUUUGUGUUUGUAAUCGUAGUUAUUUGUUGAUGAUAUGA
Phycomyces blakesleeanus NRRL 1555(-) is the source of this 309-nucleotide messenger RNA. RefSeq lists its product as hypothetical. The record is from RefSeq and is a predicted model, not a curated record. NCBI's taxonomy places the organism in Eukaryota, Fungi, Mucoromycota, Mucoromycetes, Mucorales, Phycomycetaceae. The coding region runs from base 1 to 309 and encodes 102 amino acids. The transcript has a single exon.